AUGGCAUCGUUACUAUCGAGGCGUGCCUCGCAUAUCCUACUCGUCCUCCUCGGCCUCUUUCUAGCAGGUACCAUUGUCGUCCUCACCACCGCCAAUGCCUACUUUUCCAUCGACACCUCGGCCUACAUUUUGCCCCAAGAACUGGGCACCUGGGAGCAGAUCCAAUCCGGCGCUUCUCCAGAUGGUCCAGAUGGCCGCGACGCUCGCAUUCCAUGGCUCAACAAACUCACCUAUCACAAUUCCAGCGCGAACCCCAUCGCUUCCCAUUCAGCUUCCGUGCUUGAUGCCAACGAGCUGGUGGCUAGACCCCAGCCGUGGCGCGACAACACGCCCAAGCAGUGGGACCCCAGCAAUCCAAAGGAAAAGAUCCCACGCAUCAUUCAUCAAACUUGGAAGGACGACCAUCUUCCACCGAGGUGGCAGGCCAUCCACGACGAGUGUGCCGCCAUGCAUCCCGACUACGAAUACAUGCUCUGGACGGAUGCCGACUCGCGCAAGUUUAUCGACGAGCACUACCAUUGGUUCAUCAACGUCUUUGACGCUUAUCCGUACCCGAUCCAGCGCGCCGAUGCGAUCCGCUACUUUGUGCUCCACCACUACGGCGGUAUCUACAUGGAUCUCGACAUUGGCUGUCUUCGCCGUUUCGACCCGCUGUUGCGAUUCGAGGUCAUCUUGCCCAAAACCCAUCCCGUCCACCACCAGUACCUGACCAACUACCCCACCGUCAUGUUCUCCACCGGUCCCAUGUUUGUUUCGGCGUCGUAUGGCUUGUACGUCGACGUUCACGGUCCGGCGUACCCUAGCACGCCCAAGCAACCCGAGGCGGGCUUCAAAGGCGUUCGCGUCCUGCCCAAGAGUCUGUACGGCAAAAACGUCAAGCCGGCCGAUGCCCCCGACGCGUUCUUCUCGCACUUCUACGGCUCCAGCUGGCACGCCAACGAUGCGGGCUUCCUCAUCUUUUUGCGCAAGUACGGCAGAUUGCUCAUCUUGGUCGGUGUCGGCGUGGUGCUGUAUGGACUCUUGCGCACGCUGCUGCCCACGUUGCUGUGGAGAUUGGGAGGCUACAAGGGUAGCUUUGGACGCGCCUCGAGACGCUCGGCUCGCGAACCGGGGCGAUGGAUCAGUCUUGCGAUCGGCACUUCACAAUCGGUUUCGAGACGUCGGUCGAAACGUCGUUCGAUAUCUACGGCUGAUCACGACGAGAGCGUGGCGCUGCACGCCAUGGCGCACCACGAGACGGUGGCGAGCACUUCGGCGGCGAAUCCGGGCCGACUGUCGAUGCCUGCGCCGCGGCCGACGCGGCUGAGCCUGCCGCUCUUCCAACUGCAAGACUCGGAGCCGAUGAAUGAUGCACCACCGCAGUCGGUGCUGGCAUGGAUGGGGCAGACGCUCUCGCGCCCGUCGUCGCGCAACGAUAGCAUGCGCGAGUUGCAGGCGAAUGCGCGUACCGAUAGUCCGAGCAAGAAGAAGGGCAUCCUCUACCUGCCUGCCUACUUUGUACGUGGCGACGAUGCGUCGAGUUCCGGGAGCCAGCAAUUGAGUCCGAGCAGCAGUGCGAGCUCGCAACAGCUACAGUCGAAUGCGGUUGCGCCCAACUCGGCGGCGUCGCCAACGCACAGUCUGGGCCAGUGGGCAUCGUCAUUGUUACCCGCGAAUUGGCGCGGUCCUAGUCCUGCGCCUAGUCACGCUUCUAGGCGGUCGAGGAUGAGUCAGGAUGUCGAUGUUGAGAGCCUGGGGUCCAAUGCUGAUGCUGAUGCUGACGACGACGACCAUGAUAACUGGACCUCCCAGUGUGCGUCCGAACAGGACCCGUUAAUCCAUCCGUCUCUCUUCAGUCGCGCUUCGUUGGACGCUCGUUCCGAGGACCCCGCUUCUCACUAUGCGCCUCCACCGUACGUGCAUGCACAAGCGGCGUGCGUGUCCGCAGAAAAGCCGCGACCAUAG
Molecule: messenger RNA, 1944 nt
Organism: Mycosarcoma maydis (corn smut)
Lineage: Eukaryota; Fungi; Basidiomycota; Ustilaginomycetes; Ustilaginales
Exons: 2
Coding region: 1-1944 (647 amino acids)
Biological process (GO): mannosyl-inositol phosphorylceramide biosynthetic process
Molecular function (GO): mannosyltransferase activity
Source: RefSeq, a predicted model, not a curated record